Molecule: messenger RNA, 1473 nt
Organism: Colletotrichum godetiae
Lineage: Eukaryota; Fungi; Ascomycota; Sordariomycetes; Glomerellales; Glomerellaceae
Product: amino acid permease-domain-containing protein
Exons: 4
Coding region: 1-1473 (490 amino acids)
Biological process (GO): amino acid transmembrane transport
Cellular component (GO): membrane
Molecular function (GO): amino acid transmembrane transporter activity
Source: RefSeq, a predicted model, not a curated record
AUGGGUCACCUGCAUCGCAGGCUCAACAAUCGCCAAAUCCAGCUCAUCGCAGCAGGUGGAUCAAUUGGAACGGCACUCUUCAUCAGCAUCGGCGGUGGUCUCGCCAAGGGUGGUCCCGGCAGCUUGCUGAUAGCGUACACCGCUUACACCCUGAUUCUUGCCCUCGUCAACAACUCUGUUGCCGAGAUGAACACGUAUAUGCCCGUUGCAGGUGGCUUUGUCCGCCUCGCUGGGUAUUGGGUCGAUGACGCUCUUGGUUUCCUUGCGGGAUGGAACUUUUUCCUCUACGAAGCUAUCUUGAUCCCCUUUGAGAUUACUGCUCUCAAUAUUGUCAUUUCGUUUUGGAGUGAUGAUGUCGUGAAACCCGGUCCGACAGCUGGUAUUUGUGCUGCUGUGAUUAUUCUUUAUGGGUUGAUCAAUGUCCUCGCGGUACGGGGCUAUGGCGAAGCUGAGUUUUGGCUUUCUGGAGGAAAGCUGAUCUUGAUCUUCAUGCUUUUCGCUUUCACAUUUGUGACUAUGUACAUCUCCAUGGUAUCUGCUGAAGCUCAACGGCCCAGCAUCUAUAUCAAGUCAGCAUUCAUUACCGUGUAUUACCGAUUUUGUAUUUUCUUCAUCAUCGGUGCACUGGCUGUUGGCAUAGUAGUUCGGUAUAACCACCCAACCCUAGUCAACCUUUACUUUGGGGACGGUGGCGGUGGUACGGCUGCGGCUUCUCCCUAUGUGAUUGCCAUGGAGACCCUUGGUAUCGGUGUACUUCCUCACAUCGUCAACGCACUCAUCCUUACGUCUAUCUUCUCGGCUGGCAAUACCUACACCUACUGUGCCACUCGGGCGCUUUACUCACUAUCUCUCGAAGGAAGAGCGCCUCGUUUUCUGCGUCGAUGCAACAAGAAUGGAACUCCCAUCUACUGUUUCGCCAUCGUCAUGCUGUUCCCGAUGUUAUCUUUCCUCCAAGUUAGCAGCAGUUCUGCUGUUGUUAUUACAUGGCUAACUGCGCUUAUCACGGGAGGUGGGCUGAUCAGCUUCAUCAUCAUGUCGAUCACGUUCAUCAACUAUCAUAAGGCCUGUGUCGCCCAAGGAGUUGACCGCAAAACCCGGCCAUACUAUGGAUACUUCCAGCCUUACGGCGCAUACAUUGCAUUGGGCUUUCAGUUACUCAUUCUCUUAGUGUAUGGCUACUACGCGUUCCGGCCGUGGUCAGUAGAGUUGUUCUUCCAGAGCUACACUAUGCAGAUCUUAGCCGUCGUUCUUUUUUGUGGAUGGAAGUUGUUCAAGAAGACCAGAUACAUAAGGCCCCAUGAGGUUGAUCUUGUUUGGGAGCGGCCAUUGAUCGAAGCCUACGAAGAGUCUUUAGUUGAUCCGCCAGUUGGCUUUUGGACCGAGAUGGCGCAAAUGGUUGGGCUUCGAAGGAACAAGCACUCCGUUGGUGGUAAUGGUGUCAUUUACUGGACUGAUGAGAUGGUCCCGGCUUAG